UAGCCUUCUCCCCAUGUUUCUAGUGAAGGACAACGCUGUAUUCAUCGAUUUGGAUGCUCUCAACGUACCUGUACUAGUCUUCGCGUUAGAAGCUGCGGGUCCCAUGCCUGAUAACGAAGGAGAAGAAGAUACUGACGAGGACUUCGAGAUGUUACAGAAUGCUUGGAAAACUUGUCGUCUCGUGUGGAAGCGGGGAAAGGUUGUUGCUGGUCAAGCGCAUCUGAGAUCGCCCGACUUGCCUAUCGUAUACUGAUAUUCACAUAGCUAAUCGCGCCGAAGUUCAGCAAACAGUAGAUCCUUCACGUACCCCGAAGACGCUAAAAUCUUCUAUGCAAAUUGGCGGACACGCCAUCCCGCAGCCAGAGGACGAAAAGCGUUCUAGUGACGUUGCAGUGGCUCCGAUACUAGGAGAGAGUUCCUCGAUCAUACACCACAGCGAGCAAGACUUCAAGGAUUAUGAUGAGACCGAGUACGAUGACGAAAAUGAUGAGGAUUUCGACCAGUCUACCAAGGUAAAGACGAAGCGUCCAGGUACCCACAGGACCCCUACAUCAUCCAAGAAGGCAAUGGGGAAGAGGCCCAGGAAGCCCAUAUCGUCUGCUGCGCCGCGCAAUGUGAAGCCUCGCAACCCAACAGUGAUGAUCUGGCCGACCACCAUAAUCACAACUGGUACCGCGGGAGGCCGUCUACGUCCUCUCAUGGCAGAGAUGGGCCAGAUAUUGACGACAGACGCUCAGCGUGAAGAGUACAUGGAUCUCGUCUGGACGCGUCGCCGAGCCGCUGAAGGUGACGACAUUGCCAAGCAAGCCGUUGUCCAUGACCUCGAGACAUUUGUGCGUGCUCAUGGUAUUGUGGACCAGCACAACUUGUGGGCACGUUGGAUGGAGUCUGGCAUCAAAACCGCCAUGCCCAUGUACAAGCCGGUCGGUACUGGUGAGAUGGAUGCGACUGAGAGGAAGCGAAUGUUUGAGAGAAAGAAGGCGCGUCGGACUUAGGCGUCGCUCGCGACUUUGCAACGGAGACUAUUUGGGGGCGGAUUAUGAAAUCAUCUGGUUCGACUAUGCUCUACUAGCUGGAGGGUAGGUUGUAGCUCGUUGAGCGACGCGAUCGAGUCUAUGAUGGGUCAUCGUAAACUAGGCGCGAAAGAAUCAUGAUGAACAAACACCCGGUUCGCGCCUAGGAACAGACUAGAAAUAAACCACAACAUAGAAGAUGAGGCGUAAUUCAUGAGAACAAGUGCUUGCAAAGACACAGUUGUGGUCACCGUUGG
Messenger RNA from Alternaria alternata, 1270 nucleotides. RefSeq lists its product as hypothetical. The record is from RefSeq and is a predicted model, not a curated record. NCBI's taxonomy places the organism in Eukaryota, Fungi, Ascomycota, Dothideomycetes, Pleosporales, Pleosporaceae. The transcript has 3 exons. The coding region runs from base 330 to 995 and encodes 221 amino acids.